Molecule: messenger RNA, 897 nt
Organism: Dendrobium catenatum
Lineage: Eukaryota; Viridiplantae; Streptophyta; Magnoliopsida; Asparagales; Orchidaceae
Exons: 1
Coding region: 1-897 (298 amino acids)
Molecular function (GO): nucleic acid binding; RNA-DNA hybrid ribonuclease activity
Source: RefSeq, a predicted model, not a curated record
AUGGAAAUUAUAUACAAAUUCUCUGGGAAAUCAAUUGCUGCUUUGAUUUCGGAACAAAGUUUCUUUUAUGAGGAAGAAGAUGCAAAUUGGAGAUGGCUUAAAAAAUUAAAAUUGAAACCAAGAGUCAAUAUCUUUUGGUGGAAAUUGAUUCACAAGGCAAUUCCAACCAACGAUUUUUUAAUGUAUAGAAGGAUUAUUAAUUUCAACGGAUGCCCAAGAGGAUGUGAAGAUAUUGAAGAUGCAAAUCAUCUAACUGUUAAAUGCUCAUUCAUGAAUAAGAUCAUUAUCUUAUUGAAUAAUUGGGGUUAUGAUAUCCCGGAUCUAAACAAUCUAGAUAAUUGCUUCAAUUGGCUUUCUAAAGCUUCUACCAGCAAUCCUUUUAUAGCCAAUAUCUAUUGUUUUGCAGUCUUUUUCUCUUGGAAGAGUACAAACAAGAGGGUGCACGGCUUGGAAGAGGACAGUAUAUCUUCCAUUGCAGGGAAUGCAGUUAGUUUUGCUUCUUUAUCAUUUAGCCAGGAUCUCAAUUCAGUCAACUGGGUUUCUAAUCAGCAAUUGCUGUUUCAAAACACUUGGAAACCUCCUCCAACUAAAUGGAUCAAACUGAAUGUGGAUGCUGCUCUUAAUAAUAAUUAUUCUGCUGGAAUUGGUGGAGUAAUUAGAGACUGCAAAGGUAGAUUUCUAUUUGCCUUUGGGAUCAAAACUUUACACUGGGAUAUUUCAUCUCUUAAAUUGGAAGCUUUAUUGUCUAUCAAGAAGUUUACUCAAGAGUGUAUGUACAAAGCAAAAGGCAUCAUCAUAGAAGGAGAUAACUAUAAUGUUAUGAAGCAUAUCCAAGACAUUUUAAAAAAUGGUCCAUCUGUAAGUAAUCAUCCUAAUUUACUUGAUUUUCUUUCUUAG